GUAGUUUAUUUUUAAGCAAGAAGUUUGUUUUGUUAUUUAUUGUUGCGUUUUGUCGUCUAACAAGAAAGAAGGAACAAUCGCCCUCUCUGUCUCCAAGGCAGCAGGCAGUAAACUGAAAGCACAGCAAGAGUGUUGAAGCGAGCAGUGCGGUGGGUGACACAUCGGGGAUGUGGCUGUCGCACGGCCGGAGGAGCGGUCCCAGCGGCGGCGUUUGUGCUGCUGCUGCUGCUGCUGCUGAUGAUGAUGAUGUUGGCUGCAGUAUCAACAGUUUGAUGAAGAGUGACUCUUUCUGCAUGAACCAGUCCUUCCCUUCAGCGCGAAACAGCACUCUCAGCCGCAUGGACUCUUCAGGUAAUUCUCAAGUCAGUUCAUCAGUGGCGAUGAGGAAUCUUCAGAUUUCGGAUCUGCAUUGCUCGCUCUCAGUGUCUCCAUCAUCAUCAUCAUCAUCAGCUGCUGCGUCUCCUGUGUUGGCGAGCUCUCUUCUCAGUCAGCUAAUCUGUACUGCUCCAGAGAAGAGAAGCACAGCUCUCACCAUCAACCCCAAUAAAGCUGUCCUCUCCAUUAACAGCAGCACAUCACAGGUUUUGGAUGCAAAUGAACAUGCUUGUAAGCUGUUUGAGUGUGCAUACAGUGAUUUGAUGGGCAGGAAGUUGACCUCUCUCCUAAGAUCCAGUCAGAUGCUAGAAGAAGUCCUGAAGGAGGAGGCUCUGGAUUCUGAUGGGAAUCUAGUUGCUAUUUCAUCAAAAGUGGUGACUGCAGUGAGUUUGACAGGAGCAGAGUUUUCUGUGUCUGUGUGGCUGCAGAUACCAGAAAAACAGCAGCAGAUCUUUGAGCUCCUGCUGGAGCGAGUGGAGAGAAUCACAGCACACGUGACCUUCACUCAAAAUGGUGGAAUCCUCAGUUGUGAUGCUACUUUUGCUCAUCUCAAUGGUUACCAAGCUGCUGAGGAGAUGACUGGCCUGUCAAUCAUAUCUCUGAUGCCAUCACUACAGAUCCCCUUCCACUGCAGGACAACACCUAAGAUGUUGCGUGUGCAGAGGUUGUGUGUGCAGGCCAGGUCUGGUUUGGUGGUUCCAGCAUGUGUCCGCUUGCAGGCCGCUGUGUCUUGUGGAAGAUCACCACAGCAGAUAAACGGCUCAGGUGGUAAAUCAGUUGCGGGUGAACUCCUGUCCCCCAGUGCAGGUGUGCUGUAUUCUGGGUCGGUGUGUGUGUUUGCUCCAAGUAGCUGCCUCCUGACGCUUCUGCCCAACGGUACCAUUCACAGUCUUAACAACCCCUUCAGCUCUCUGCUGCUCGGCUAUAACAGCAGUCAGCUGCUCGGAAAGAAUGUCACUUAUUUGAUCCCAGCGUUUUAUGAGCGUGUUCGUGCUGCAGACCGAAGCAACCACCCACAUGAAAGCACCAGCCCAUCUGACAGCCAUGCAGAGCCCUGUAUGUAUUCUGCUAGUGCUAAAUGUCCGCUUGCUAAUGUUUUAACCCUCUCUACUGACAUGACCUCAACUAGAGAUGAUCAACAGGACACGUGUCAUCCAAACACAGUGCUUGCUGGCGACAGUGUAAUGGUGCAUCUGGCCAUGCGUAGGAGAGCUGGUCUUGGGAAAGGAAAGAGGAUCUUUACUGGGACUAGUGCUAAACUGGAGAAGGAGAACAGCGUCCUGUCAACCAUGACUUCUCCUGCUGUCACCUCCACACCACUAAAUGGGUUGGAUGACACUACGGAGCUUUGUGAGCAGAUUGUGGAUGCGGUUCCUCAAACUUCUGGGUCUGACUCUGCCAACUCCACCAACGCUCUGCUUCAGACCUUUGCUUUGGUGGAGUCUCUGGAGGUGCAAAAGAUCUGCAUGUCUGCUGAUGUUUCUGCUCGUUGUGGACCUUCAGAGCAUUACAACACUGGGGGAGAUUCCUCAAAGGCCCCAAACUCCGACUGUAAAGAAGCCUCAGUAAACUCCUGCAAGUAUGCACCAAAUACCCAAUCUCACUCCCAGACCUGCCAGUGUUCAGAUCAAGCCCAGCUUCAGGACUCCAGCUUUGAGGUGAUUUCCCUGGGCAGCGGAUCAUCAUCUGGGUUUUGCGAGCGACUCGUGGGUGGUUCUGGCCCUGAAAAGCUGGACGAGUCUCAGCAGGGACGUCAGCAUUUAGAAACAGGCAGCACCUUUCUGGAUUUAAACUCUAACGGAGAUGUCAUUGUUCAUGCCAUGUCAGAGAUGGACCUGAACAAUAGUGUUGAGAUCCCAAAUGCCCCUGCAGAUCUUAACCAUUCGCUUACCUCAUGUGACACUGCUGAGCUCCUGCGAACCCCUUCACCCUUCGUGGUAGAGUCAGACGUUGAAGAAGAAGCUCCGGUUUGUCCAGAGCAGGAAGCAACACCAAAAUCACCAGAAGACCAAAAAAUGCCAGCAAACUCUCAGAUGAAGAUUCUAGAGCAGCUGCCGAAAAACCAUCUAACCAGAGUUCUGGAACAGUGGAAUACCUUUUCAGAUCAUGCUGUCGGCCGAGUUCUGGAUCUUCAGAAAAAAGACGAAGUGCUGUUGCCAGGCGACGCUCCUACCACCUCCACCCCUAAGAAGGUCAAGGUGAACUCGUCAAUUCCAGAGGGCAGGAUACAUGUGACCUGCUACAACAGGGAUGGAGCACCAAUCGAGGUACAGUGUGAUGUUCGCUGGGUGUCCCUGUCCAGCGGCAGCUCUCUGGUCUGCCUAUGGCUGAGCGGCAGUCAUCUCUUACUCCACCACCAGGAGGCGCCACAGAGCGCCAUGUCUCCCACACUGAGGACAAGGACCUCAGAACAGAGCAGCCUUGUUGAGGCUGUUCGUUCAGAUUCCCUGCGCUCUUCUGUUGACCUGGAGCAGUCCGGAGCUUGUGAGGGUCACUUUGAGAAAAACUACCGUCCACUGCGCUCCAUUGGGAAAGGAGCCUUCGGGUUUGUCUGGCUGGCUUCAAGGCGGGCAAGCGGAGAGGAGAUGGUUGUGAAGUUCAUUAGGAAAAGUGCGGUGGUGAGUGAAUGCUGGGUGGAUGAUCCCGAUCUGGGUCGAGUCACUCAAGAAGUGGCCAUACUAUUUCGUCUGCAGCAUCCAAAUGUUGUGAAGGUGCUGGAGGUGUUUGAGAAUCAGGGAUUCUUCCAAAUGGUCAUGGAGAAACACGGGGAUGGACUGGACCUGUUUGAGUUCAUUGACAAGCAGCCCAAACUGGAUGAGCCUCUCGCCAGCUACAUCUUCAGACAGCUGGUAGCAGCGGUUGGUUACCUGCGUUCCAAAAAAGUGUUACAUCGGGACAUAAAGGAUGAAAAUAUCAUCAUAAACUCCAACUUCCAUAUCCGACUGAUUGAUUUCGGCUCCGCUGCCCUGCUGCAGCCUGGAAAACUCUUCUACACCUUCUGUGGCACGCUGGAGUACUGCUCACCAGAGGUGCUGAUGGGAAACCCGUAUGAGGGACCAGAGCUGGAGAUGUGGUCUCUAGGAGUGCUCUUAUACACUUUACUGUUUAGUGAAAACCCAUUCUGCAGUGUGGAAGAAACCCUGCUGGCCCGACUCAACCCUCCGUGCGAGAUAUCUACAGAUCUGUAUGCGCUGUUGGCUGGUCUUUUGCAUCCUGCGGUUGAUCAGAGAAUGAAUCUGGAGGAGCUCUUGCAGUCGCAGUGGAUCCAGCAACCCAUAAAUCUAGCCGAGUACUCAUGGAGAGACAUCUUUCCUUCCGAUGAGUCCAACUCAUCAUGUGUGCACCGAGCAGAAGUCCUCUACGCAAACUCUGAAGACAAUCUGAGCUCGUCUGAAGACACGCCAAUAGGAGACGAUGAUGAUGAAGAGGAGGACGAGGAGCAGAGGAGAACCAUGGCAGCGCUUCAGUCCGAGCUGCUGAAAUACCUCACCGAUGAGUGAGCCUCUGUUGUGAAAGAGACACUAAUGCGUUCAGCUCAGCUAAUUACGACAUUACAUCUAAUGUCACCAUGAGCACUAAUGCAGGAUCUGUCCGUCCAGCUGCUGCUGAUGAUUCUAGUCCGGCCAAAGAGCAAAGCAAAAGUGGCACUGGGAAUGAAGGCCAUCUGUGUUGCUAAGAAACUGCUUUAUCUCUGUGUUUAGUGAAGGAACAGGAGUGUAUUUAUCAAAAGACUUGUGUUUUUCACUCUUAUGGUUUUAAAAAUGCGGUUAUGCUCUUAGUUGUAAUGUUGUGGAGUUGAGCUGAAGGAUUGUCCUGUUAAAACAUGCGGCACGUGCACUAGACCUGAAUGAUACUCACUUGACCAUUAAGACAUUUUGUUAUUAGGCCUUCAGAGCUUUAAAAUAAUUUUUAGGUUCAUUUUUUAAACUUUUAAAUAAUGAAUAUUUUAAUAAUUUUUUAUAACAUUUCAGUAUUUAUGCUAUAAAUAAAUAGUUAUUGGUGUAUUUUCAGUUCGUUUCGGCUGUUGAUAAUUCUGGUUUUAUUUAA
Danio aesculapii is the source of this 4422-nucleotide messenger RNA. RefSeq names its product PAS domain containing serine/threonine kinase (gene pask). The record is from RefSeq and is a predicted model, not a curated record. The coding region runs from base 168 to 3875 and encodes 1235 amino acids. Gene Ontology annotation, biological process: intracellular signal transduction; negative regulation of glycogen biosynthetic process; protein phosphorylation. Gene Ontology annotation, cellular component: cytosol; nucleus; cytoplasm. Gene Ontology annotation, molecular function: protein serine/threonine kinase activity; ATP binding. Lineage: Eukaryota; Metazoa; Chordata; Actinopteri; Cypriniformes; Danionidae. The transcript is spliced from 20 exons.